Phaedon cochleariae (mustard beetle) is the source of this 1632-nucleotide messenger RNA. The record is from the annotation of a GenBank genome assembly. Lineage: Eukaryota; Metazoa; Arthropoda; Insecta; Coleoptera; Chrysomelidae.
AUGAGCGUCGGUCCAGUCCGCUACGGCAUGCGGGUGCGUCCAGGCUCCCCCCCUCCCCCUGGAGCCGGCCCCCGAUACCGCUCCCGCAGCUGCUGGCCCGCGACCCUCUCCGACAGUGGCAGAGACCCCGAUGACCCCCCUUUCCCCCUCACAACACCGACACCUAUUAAUAGCCUCGAUAUAAUUAGUUGCGUAAAUAGAAUGAGGAUACGCGACGUCGGGCCGCUCGCUCGCCAAUCGAGAGUGUUCCCCGGCAAGAAACGGACCCCAGGGUAUGCCAGACUGUCCCCUGGCGGAGACCCUGUCACCCUGGACCGCCUACCGAGGUUCCGCUUCGGCGGGAAUCGCGCCCCCACCGACCAGAAGUUCAAGGAGUUCGCCGAGAGGCUCAGGAAACCCGCCGCUCCAGUACCGCCGCCCAGGACCAAGAAAAACACCCCUCCGCAAUCUCCGACGCCGCUGGUGCCUCUGCGCAGCGCGUCCUUCUCGCAAGUCGACUUCUCCGUCGACGACAACAAGUACGUGAGGCGCAAGCCAGACUCUCCUCAGCCCAAGGAAGUCUCAACUCUGCCCAGGCCGAAGAACAACUCCAGGCCUCGGUUAGACCUCGACAUCUCCGAAGAAACAGAGCCUACUAACAUCCCCGAAGUGGAAAUCACCCCAGUAUCCCCGGACAAACUCUCCCCGCGCAUCCAAGAGACCCUUCCUGGCAAGAAAAGAGAGAAGUCUAGAAGGCGAAAAGGCAUCUACAUCUCCCAGUGGCCCAACACGGAGGACGUGAUCCCGCAAUUUGUCGCCGAAGGCGAUUUCCCCUGCGUGGACCAGCCCUCGAGAGCCCUCAAGGACUUCCCGAUAUGGAGCAGCCCGCAGGAGGAACCCCUGAGCCCGGAAGACGCGAGCUCUCCGCCCGAAUGGCCCAGGGAAGAGAAGCUCUCUCCUCGGAGCGCAAGCCUCUUUCGGUCGGGCUCGCUCUCAGAGGGAGAGCCUGAGCAGAGCCAGAUUUCCCUGGUGCCUUCGGACCUCUCGGACUGCGAGAGCAGGGUAAGCUUGAGCGCUGAGCCUACUAGCCCUAGGGUGCCCAGGAGGUAUUCGAAGAGGCCGCUGCGAGGUCCUUACGGGCAGAUGCUGGAGAACGAGAUGAAGAAACCAGACUGCCGGAUGAAUCUCAACGACGAGCUGCAGUUCCUGGAAGAUUUGUCCAGCGCUAGUGUGUCUUUGAACAAUAUAGCUCAGGGAAAGCAUGCGAGGUCCCGGAGCUCGUGCAGCACUUUGCAGGAGGGUUUGUCCAAGGAGGACGCGAUCGAGCACGUGUUUUUGGGUUCGCCGAAGCAGAUGAGCAAGAGGAAGGUGAGUGCGGAUAAUUUGGUGGUGAGCGGGGAGGACGAUAGGAAACUGGUGGUCAGUCACCAGAGGACGACUUCGAGUCCUUCCAAGCUGGAGGUGUUCAGCAAUCCGGAGGUUAACUGCGAGUUGCUGGAACGGCUGCUGAGAGGGAGUUCUGAGCAGCUGGCCGCUGCUGAUCUUCAACGACACAAUGUGAGUAGAAUAUACAGUAGAGAUUUAGAAAUUCAGUCCUUCAACAAAAACUCGAAAAGAGUUUCUGAACAUUUGAGAAGAUAUCGCGGUGGGUGA